AUGCUGCUCAUCUCCAGCACAGCUGAUUUUGUUUCACGCGAUUUAGAUAGGUUUGUUAUCAUUGCCGGUAUUACUUAAUAAAUAUGUUACAAACAAGUAAAACUAACGCUGUUUUCGGAAUUUUCCGGUUGUAUGCAACGGCGGCAGCAACUGUCAUUAAACCUAAACAGAUACAGAAGCCAAAACAGAAACCAUUAAUUAGCUGCAAACGUUCACAGUUCAACUUAUAUGUACCAGCACCCGAAGACAGUGAAUUUGGCACAAUACCGUUAGCAACCAGCGGUUGGAAGCACUACAAAUCAAAAGACGAUCUAAUGAUAUUUAAUGCGAGUGUAAGUAAGCAGGAUAUUCUGGCUGAAAUGCAAGAAAUCGAAGAAUAUCUCAAAGAAACUAAUAUUUGUUUAAAUGAAAAACUUCUGGAAAACCUAAGGAAUGUCCUAAAUAUAACAGCCUUUACUAGCAUUCAAAGUAAGGCUAUCUCGAAAGUCUAUGAUAGUCAUCAUGUGUUGAUCGCAGCAGAAACUGGUUGCGGCAAAACACUUGCAUAUAUGCUCCCCAUUCUACAGCGUGUUAUCGAACGAAAACAAGCACAACAAAAUAAACGAAAAUAUAAUACACCACUAGCUGUUAUUAUUACACCAGGUCGUGAGUUGGCAGCACAAAUUGGCGUAGUUGCAGAAAAGUUGUGUGAAGAUACCGAUGUUCAGAUUAAAACUAUAUUAGGAGGAAACACUAAACGUCUGAUGGUUAAUCCAGAGUUCUCAGAUGUUGACAUAUUAGUUUCAACAGUAGGUGCUUUGAGUAAACUUGUUACAACGGGCGUUUAUCGUAUGGAAAAUGUACGACAUGUCGUGCUAGAUGAAGCAGAUACUCUUUUGGAUGAUAGCUUUUCUGAUAAACUGGGCUAUUUUUUGCGCCGUUUCCCGUUCCACAAAAAUCAUACACAGGAUGAGCAAAUUGUAGGCACACAGCUAAUAUUAGCAUCAGCGACUAUGCCCACAAACACUGAAGAAAUUUUACAAAAAGUGAUAGAUGUUCAAACUCUGCACGAAGUUUCCAGUCCAAAUUUGCAUAAAUUGAUGCCACAUAUCGAACAACGAUUUUUGCGUAUGUCUAAACAAAGCAGACCCACCACUUUGUUAAAUCUAGUCAAAAAAGAUAUUGCAAAAAGGCAACCAACUAUAGUAUUCAGCAACAAAUCAGCUACAAGUGAUUUUGUAGAUAUUUUUCUGAACAAUAAUGGUGUGCGUAGUGUAAAUCUAAACGGGGAUAUGCUUAUGAAAAUACGUGUUGGACGUUUUGAGCGGUUCCAGGAAGGAAAUUACGACGUGCUCUCUACCACUGAUGUCGGUAGCCGCGGACUGGACACUACAAACGCUCGACAUGUAAUCAACUUCGAUUUUCCCCUGCAUGUCUCCGACUAUAUACAUCGCUGUGGGCGUAUUGGACGUGUGGGUAAUUUGAAACCAUCGUUGGUUACAAAUUUCAUAUCCUCAAGACGGGAAGUCGAAGUGGUGCAACGUAUUGAACAUGCUGCCCGAACCGGAGGUUUGUUGCCUGAUGUCAAUGCGAAUAUUAAAAAUAUUAUAAACAAACGAAUUAUGAAAGAUAUGGAAGCUGCAGGUAUGGUAUUACCUGAAGAAGAAGCAUUUUAGUGUAAUAAAAAUAUUUUUUUGUUUUUA
Molecule: messenger RNA, 1682 nt
Organism: Ceratitis capitata (Mediterranean fruit fly)
Lineage: Eukaryota; Metazoa; Arthropoda; Insecta; Diptera; Tephritidae
Gene: Dbp21E2
Product: probable ATP-dependent RNA helicase DDX28
Exons: 2
Coding region: 84-1655 (523 amino acids)
Molecular function (GO): nucleic acid binding; ATP binding
Source: RefSeq, a predicted model, not a curated record